ACCAUGCUCUGCAUUCUUGUAGCUUCUCUUCUAAUGGCUACACAAACAUACAUUGCCACUUCACUGGAUGAUCAUGGCUACCAUGGUGUUCUUAAUGACCAUUUCCAAAGUUUAAACCCUAGGUCUGGAAGCAGGUUUCUAGCCAAUGUGGUCAAGGGAGACAAAUGUGAUCUUGUGACUAACAAUGUUUGUCCUGGAAUCCCUGCAAAGGGCAACAGUCAACUGCUAUAUUGUUGCAAGAAUCACUGCCGGAAUAUACUCUCCGACCGAAACAACUGCGGUGUGUGCGGCAAUAAAUGUGGCUUCGGACAACUUUGUUGCAAUGGAAAAUGCACUGCGGUCGCUUAUGAUGUUAGUAACUGCGGUGAAUGUGGCAAUGUCUGCAAGGCGGGAGUUCGGUGUGAGUAUGGGAGUUGUGGUUAUGCAUAAUUAGUAAUCUAGAUUUUUUUCUAUAUAUUUUGUUUGAGUUGUAGAUGAUGGUGAUGGUGGUGGCGGCAAUGGUGAUAAUUCAUUGCACUGAUUCAUGGAGGGGUUGAUGGUUUAAAGGAUAGAAAUUCACUGUCCUAAUAGAAAGUUCUCUCUAGUCACCACAUUAAUUUGUUCUCAUUAAUGAUGGUGGAGGUAUACAAUGAGUAUGCA
This is a messenger RNA of Dioscorea cayenensis subsp. rotundata (Guinea yam), 639 nucleotides long. RefSeq names its product protein GRIM REAPER-like. The record is from RefSeq and is a predicted model, not a curated record. Lineage: Eukaryota; Viridiplantae; Streptophyta; Magnoliopsida; Dioscoreales; Dioscoreaceae. The coding region runs from base 4 to 429 and encodes 141 amino acids. The transcript has a single exon.